This is a messenger RNA of Anopheles coluzzii, 1826 nucleotides long. Its product is annotated as SET domain-containing protein SmydA-8. The coding region runs from base 168 to 1754 and encodes 528 amino acids. Gene Ontology annotation, molecular function: protein binding. NCBI's taxonomy places the organism in Eukaryota, Metazoa, Arthropoda, Insecta, Diptera, Culicidae. The transcript has 5 exons. The record is from RefSeq and is a predicted model, not a curated record.
UCGCUUAGAAGCCGUCGGUUGUCGCACACCCGUAGCUGCGCACGUGAAUAGACGCGCGUGAAGUGUUACAUUUUGUUCGCUAAGAAAAGUGUCACCAAAUCUUUGCAUUUCCUCGUGUAGCUCCAGAGCCAGAUUUAAAGUAAAGUUGAUUAGUUUGAGCAGUGAAAAUGCCGUCUCAUCACAAGAAAAAGAAACAAAAGAAAUAUGAUCCACCAAGGUCGAACCAUUCGAAGGAAAAUAUCAACCCCUGCUCAGAACACGAUCGCCAACCAGUAGCGGAAGUCCAACUGGAAUCCAGUAAACCUUACUUAGUGAAACGCUCUGAGCAAGUUGGAAGGUAUAUUGUGGCUGCGAGAGAUCUAAAAGCUGGUGACGUCAUCAUCGAAACACCUCCCUUCGUUGUGGGCCCAUGUGCAGAAACGGAACCCGUCUGUCUGGGUUGCCACAGUGCCUUCCAGCCGGGAAGUGUUGUGUAUAGAUGUGAGAUCUGUAACUGGCGAAUAUGCUCUCCGAGCUGUCAUGGACUCGCCCCGGCAGGAACUCACCGGCAGCUGGAAUGCAUUCCCCUACGCGACAAAGCAGUCCACAAGCACCUUCAAACGUCCACUGCCGCCCAGGUGAAGCUGAUGUACGAAGCCAUCCUAACCCUUCGCUGUAUGCUACUGAAAACCGUCGAUCGGUCGCAGUACGAUCGUCUGCUUGGUAUGGAUCCGCUGAACGACGUACGGCAACAUAUACCGAAACUUUGGAAUCGCAAUCAAAAGGAGAUCGUUGAGCGAAUUCGUAACCAGUGGGGCUUUGCGGAGUACAGCGAGCUGGAACUGCACACCAUAUGCGGCAUCAUAGAGGUUAAUGCGUUCGAGGUGGGCCAGGAACCGACCAAAGCCCGUGCACUCUUCCCCGAGGCGUACCUACUGAUGCACGACUGUACACCGAACACUGGCCACACGGAUGCACCUCAAACGCACCACCUUACCGUGCGGGUGCUGCGGGACGUUAAGGCGGGUGAGCCACUCACCCUAACCUACGCCCACAUCCUGCAGGGUACGCUCAAGCGCAGACAGCACCUGAGGGAGGAAAAGUUCUUCUCGUGCAACUGUCGCCGCUGCACCGAUCCGUCCGAGCUGGGCACGAACUGUAGCGCCCUGCGGUGCAAGAAAUGCCCAAGGGGACACAUACUGCCGUCGGAUCCGCUCAACCCGGAAGCGGAAUGGCACUGCCGGCAGUGUUCCACCGUAAUGUCCUGUGAGGCAGUUAUACUGCUGCUCGAACAGCUCUCCCAACAGCUCGAAACGAUCGGAGGGAACGAUGUGGAUGGGCUGGAGACAUUCCUUCGGGUGCAGGGUGCGGUCCUGCACGACAAUCACUACCUACUGCUCUCGGUGAAACAUUCGCUGUGCGAGCUGUACGGGAAGAUUGAGGGCUUUUUGAUACCGCAGCUGAGUCGGGAGCAGCUGAAAAGGAAGGAGACGCUUUGCCGCGAUCUGCUCGAGGUAGUGGAUCAGCUAGAGCCGGGGCUGAGCAGACUGAGAGGUACGAUCAUGUACGAGAUGCACGUGCCACUGCUGAUAGAGGCCGGCCAGCUGUUCCAGGGUGGUGUGAUACAACGGGCCGAGCUGCGCCGUCGGUUGAAGGAAGUGCAGAGGCUUUUGAAGGAGAGUGAACGGAUUUUGGCGCUGGAACCGGAGGGAACGCCGGAACAUGGGAUAGCGGAGGCGGCCCGGGAUGCUCUCAAGAAUAUGGGAGAUGUGUGAGGGUUAAACAGCGUUCGAUGAGGUUUUGUUUUAUUAAUAAAAAUUUCCAGAAAAUGAACAAAAAGGAAUGAU